AUGGGAGAAUCCAAGGAGGCUAAGCUCGAUUCAGAUGGUGUUUUGAAGAUUGAGGGUAAGAUUGGUGUGCCUAAGAUGGGUGAUUUGAUUAGAUUGAUUCUAGAGAAGGCUCAUUGUUCAAGAUAUUCUAUUCACCAGAAGUAUGUUCCGGACGAGUCUCAUGUGAUCUCCCUUGAUUCAGUGGAGUUGGGUCCAGAUUUGACAUUUGUGAAGGUGCCCAUAGCCAAUCUUGAUAGACUGGUUCAUAAGCUUAGGACCAAGUAUAUUGAUUCAGUAAAGGUGCAGUGGAAGCACUGCUCAUUUAGAGAAGCGACUUGGGAGUCAGAGAAUGAUAUGCGUGCUCAGUAUCCCUAG
This is a messenger RNA of Solanum dulcamara, 354 nucleotides long. RefSeq lists its product as uncharacterized. Bases 1 to 354 code for a protein of 117 amino acids. Lineage: Eukaryota; Viridiplantae; Streptophyta; Magnoliopsida; Solanales; Solanaceae. The record is from RefSeq and is a predicted model, not a curated record. The transcript is spliced from 2 exons.